This is a messenger RNA of Eubalaena glacialis (North Atlantic right whale), 1783 nucleotides long. RefSeq names its product glutamic--pyruvic transaminase (gene GPT). NCBI's taxonomy places the organism in Eukaryota, Metazoa, Chordata, Mammalia, Artiodactyla, Balaenidae. Gene Ontology annotation, biological process: biosynthetic process. The record is from RefSeq and is a predicted model, not a curated record. Bases 132 to 1622 code for a protein of 496 amino acids. The transcript has 11 exons. Gene Ontology annotation, molecular function: pyridoxal phosphate binding; L-alanine:2-oxoglutarate transaminase activity.
CAGCAGGCUGCAGUGAAGAGGGUGCCCCCUUCCCAGCCCUGGCCCACCAAGCCGGGACCCAGCUUCCCUCACCCACACUUCUGGAUCCUGACGCCUCCUGAGUCUCCUUCUUGCCCGGUCCGAGAAGGAUCAUGGCCUUGAGGACAGGUGACCACGGUCAGGCUGCAACAAAUGGGCUGAAGGAGAAAGUGCUGACGCUGGACACCAUGAACCCGUGUGUCCGGAAGGUGGAGUAUGCGGUACGAGGCCCAGUCGUGCUGCGGGCGCUGGAGCUGGAGCAGGAGCUGCGCCAGGGCGUAAAGAAGCCCUUCACUGAGGUCAUCCGAGCUAACAUCGGGGACGCACAGGCCAUGGGGCAGACGCCUAUCACCUUCCUGCGCCAGGUCCUGGCGCUCUGCGUCCACCCUGAUCUCCUGAACAGCCCUGACUUCCCCGACGACGCCAAGAGGAGGGCGGAGCGCAUCUUGCAGGCAUGUGGGGGCCACAGCCUCGGGGCCUACAGCAUCAGUUCUGGCACCCAGCUGAUCCGCGAGGACGUGGCGCGGUACAUUGAGCGGCGCGAUGGAGGCAUUCCCGCCGACCCCAAUAACAUCUUCCUGUCCACGGGGGCCAGCGACGCCAUCGUGACGUUGCUGAAGUUGCUGGUGGCCGGCGAGGGUCGCACGCGCACGGGCGUGCUCAUCCCCAUCCCUCAGUAUCCACUCUACUCCGCCGCGCUGGCCGAGCUCAGCGCGGUGCAGGUGGACUACUACCUGGACGAGGAGCGCGCCUGGGCGCUCGACGUGGCCGAGCUGCGGCGCGCGCUGCUCCAGGCGCGUGACCACUGUCGCCCCCGCGCGCUCUGCAUCAUCAACCCCGGCAACCCCACCGGGCAGGUGCAGACCCGCGAGUGCAUUGAGGCCGUGAUCCGCUUCGCCUUUGAGGAGGGGCUCUUCCUGUUGGCCGAUGAGGUGUACCAGGACAACGUGUACGCCGAGGGCUCGCAGUUCCACUCGUUCAAGAAGGUGCUCACGGAGAUGGGGCCGCCAUACGCGGCGCGGCAGGAGCUCGCCUCCUUCCACUCGGUCUCCAAGGGCUACAUGGGCGAGUGCGGCUUCCGCGGCGGCUACGUGGAGCUGGUGAACAUGGACGCAGCGGUGCAGCAGCAGAUGCAGAAGCUGCGGAGCGUGCGCCUGUGCCCGCCCACGCCGGGCCAGGUCCUGCUAGACGUGGCGGUCAGCCCGCCCGCGCCCUCCGACCCCUCCUUCGCACAGUUCCAGGCGGAGAAGCGGGCGGUGCUGGCCGAGCUGGCGGCCAAGGCCAAGCUCACGGAGCAGGUCUUCAACGAGACUCCCGGCAUCCACUGCAAUCCGGUGCAGGGAGCCAUGUACUCCUUCCCGCGCGUGCAUCUGCCUCCUCGCGCGGUGCAGCGCGCUCAGGAGCUGGGCCUGGCUCCCGACAUGUUCUUUUGCCUGCGCCUCCUGGAGGAGACCGGCAUCUGCGUGGUGCCUGGCAGCGGCUUCGGGCAGCGGGAAGGCACCUACCACUUCCGGAUGACCAUUCUGCCCCCCAUGGAGAAGCUGCGGCCCUUGCUGGAAACGCUGAGCCAGUUCCACGCCAAGUUCACCCGCGAGUACUCCUGAGGACACCGCUGGGGGCCAGGCUGGGCCGGCAGGGACGACCCCGGGCGGACAGUGCUCAGGGUCCUGGGGUCUCUGGAGCCCUCUGGACUUGCUCCUGCUGCCUGUGUGGCUGGGCCCCUGCCUCUUUUCAGGCCCCUAAUAAAGCAGUGGGUUGGCUUGGC